Messenger RNA from Stegostoma tigrinum, 3254 nucleotides. RefSeq names its product sperm autoantigenic protein 17 (gene spa17). The transcript has 7 exons. Gene Ontology annotation, molecular function: calmodulin binding. Lineage: Eukaryota; Metazoa; Chordata; Chondrichthyes; Orectolobiformes; Stegostomatidae. Bases 983 to 2713 code for a protein of 576 amino acids. The record is from RefSeq and is a predicted model, not a curated record.
GGUAAACACAAUCCCCGGAGCAACCGAAACACAGAGGGUCCCCGGGAUCACAAGAGAUCACAACCCAAAUAUAGCGGAUCACUGCGGAUUCCGGGAGCACUGAAGAUCACGGGGAUCACCGUGGGUCACUCUGGGACUGAACCAGGAUCAGGAUUGAAACGAAACCCAGUGGAUUACCGGGAUCGAACCGGAUCAGACCUGAACCAAAACGGGACCGAGAUCAAGUUAAAUCAAACCAGGAUUGAGCCGAGGUCAGGUCGUCACCAGAAUUAAACCACAAGGGGACUACAGCAGCACUGGGAUUGGACCAGGGGCUAAAUGUGUAUCAGGGUCAUACCAGGAGCAAAUUCACAAACUGGGCCCCUUGGAUUAAAUCAACUUUGUGAGCCAACGUUUUCAAACCAGUAGCAUGGCAGGGUCACACUAGGAUUAACCAAGAAUCAGCAUCAAAAGGGCAGUAUAUUCACAUUGGGGCCAGAAGUGAAUAGAUACUGGUUGCAAAUCAGGAUUAAAGCAGCACCAGGAUCACACAGAGUCAGGAGUACACCAGGAACAAUCCAGAAGCUAGAUCAAACGGGCCCACAGUCAUACCGAGACCCGAUUAAAGUUAGGUAAAACUCCAAAUCAAAUCAGAAAAUGUAUCAAACCAAAAGGUCAGGAUCAAUCUGUGAUUGAACUGAGCCAAAUCGAUACCGAGAUCAAACCAGAAGAGAGACGUUGGAUCUGAGAUGUGAGGGUAUCUGAAAGUGGGAGAGAGAUUGGGAUAGUAACUGGUGCGGAGAGAGGAAAGUGGAUUUGGGAGAUCUAAGUGGGAUUGAAGGGAUAAAUCUGAAUAAUAGGGCUUGACCAAAUCUAAGCCCGAAGACCAGUAUCUGUGUUUAGAACAAAGAACAAAGACUACUGUCAGGGAAGGGAAAGUCAAAAAAUCCCACAUUAUCAGAGCGUGGGAUAUUAGAUUUUGCUUUUAGCAGGUAUUAUCAAUAUGUCAGUGCCAUUUUCCAACACCACUCUACGAAUUCCUCGUGGUUUUGGGAAUUUGUUGGAGGGUUUGUCCAGAGAGGUGUUGAGGCACCAGCCAGACGACAUCAUAGAGUUCGCUGCUGUAUAUUUUGAGGAUUUGCUGGAGAAGAGGGAAGCCACUGGUAUAGACCCUGCAGACUGGGCAGCAAAAUUGGAGGAUCGAUUCUAUAACAAUCACGUUUUCAAGGAGGUACGAAAAUCUAUACCUGCUGAUGAAGAGAAACAACCCCCCAUAACAAUUGAUACAGCAUAUCAAGAAAAAGACUUAACUGUGACACAGGAUAACCCAGAGGACAGUGAGGGUUCCCAAAGGAAGUGUAUAAAGGUGCCGAAGGAUUUGUCAUUCAUCUCUAAAGAGACUAUUUCUAUGAUACUAGAGGACUCGUUUCUAAAGAGCUCAAAACAUGCACCUCCUGGUGUAGAAGAUGUUAGAGAUACCCUUGCAACUCCAGAGUCAGAAAAAGGUCCACAGGAAGACACAUCCAUUCAGGUAGUUGAGGCGUCACCAAUAGAAGGCCAGAGCGAAGUCAUAUUUCCUCUCAUGAUUGAAGCAGCACCAGAAGAAGAUCAGGGUGAAGUCACAUCUCCUCUCAUGAUUGAAGCAGCACCAGAAGAAGGGCAGGGUGAAGUCACAUCUCCUGUCAUGAUUGAAGCAGCACCAGAAGAAGGUCAGGGUGAAGUCACAUCUCUUGUCAUGGUUGAAGCAGCACCAGAAGAAGGUCAGGGUGAAGUUGCAUCUCCUCUCAUGAUUGAAGCAGCACCGGAAGAAGUUUUGAAGAUGGAAGAAAUCUCCCAGAUAAUUGAAGGAGCACCAGAAGCAGCUCUGCCAAUGGAGACACCACGAACAGAAGAAGCAGAAGAGCAAACUCAACCCCCAGAGGAACAUCCGGUGGUGGGCGAAGUAAAUCCAGAGGAAGAGCAUGCUGCUACGCUCAUACAGUCAACAUUUCGAGGUUAUAGUACGAGGAAAAAAUUGAAAGAAGAUCAACCAGAUCCAACUGAAGCUGACAAUGAUUUAUUUGUGGAUGGAAGUGAGUAUAGCUCAGGAGAGGAAUUGACACUUGCUGAAGAGGAAAACACCCGUUUGGAAACUGUUGGGGUAAUCCUUGAAGAGCCUAUGAGUGAGCUGGAAGGCAAUGGAAGCACAGCUAAGGUUGACUCUGCACAGAUUAAUGUCUGUGCUGUGGAGCUGAGCCCCAUGCUGGACAAGGUAAACUCUGAAGCAGAUGUAGAUAUCUGUGGUGCAGAAUUACAACCUAACGCAAACGAAGAUAACAAAUCUGAAUCAGACACGACUACUGAGGCAGCUGGACAGAAUAUCUAUGGGACUGAGUUAGACCAGAAAAAUUUAUUUGAGCCGACACCUAAUGUUGCAGCAAAUGUUGACAUCCAUGACACUGAAUUAGAAGGACUUGUAGCAGAAAAGGAUAGCAAUGACACUGAAGAAGUCACUGAGAUUAAAAUUGAUUCCCCUGGUGAACCUAAUGAUCAGGUUACAGAUAAAGUGGUGUCUCAAGGUGAAGUUGGAGAGAGUAAAACAGCAGAAAACCCUCAAGAUCAGGAGGAUAAAAGUCUGAAGAGCACAAAGGAUAUUGAAGCGGAAUCUGAAUUUACAGCUGAUACAAAAGGUAUUGAAAAUCCACCCACAGCAGAAAAUCAGGAUUGUGAGGGAGGCAGCAGUACCCUAGAGUAAAGACCCAAAAACAGGAAGUUUUGCAGAAACUCAGCAGAUCUGGCAGCACCAGAAACAGUGGAUGAACAGUCAAUGUUUUAAGUCUGAUAUGACUUUUCUUCACUUUUGAUGAAGAGUCAUACUGGACUUGAAAUGUUAACUCUGUUUCUAUCUUCACAGGUCCUGUCAAGCCUGUUGAGUUUCUCCAGACAAUUCUAUCUUUGUAUCAGAUUUUGCAGCAUUCCAGUAUUUUGCUUUUUAUUUAAACAUUCAAAGCCUUAAUACUUAAUUAACUGAGAAAAGGUAGAAUGCUAUAAUUAACUCAGUACCUCUAAAUUAUAAGGAUAAAGGCAGUCAAUUCUUGCUCCUGAUUGUUACUGUCAUGUACAAAGACUAGAGCGGUGGCAUUGCCGCCCUUUGGUGAUGAAGUAAUCUCUUAACAAUUGCUCUUCAAGCUCACGCCUGAGGAAUCCUCCUUUGAACAAUGCUCACAGGCUGCAUUAGACACAGAGAUAGUAGGAACAGCCAAUGCUGAAGAAUCUGAGAUAUCAAGCUGUAGAGC